Lachancea fermentati is the source of this 687-nucleotide messenger RNA. NCBI's taxonomy places the organism in Eukaryota, Fungi, Ascomycota, Saccharomycetes, Saccharomycetales, Saccharomycetaceae. The record is from the annotation of a GenBank genome assembly.
AUGGCACAAAAAAAGGUUCUUGUUGUUCUAACCAAUGUUUCCAAAUAUCCAAACGCCAAGAGAGCUACAGGGUUGUGGCUGGGCGAGGCUGUGCAUUUCGCAAAGAAAAUUGAAAGUGCGGGAUUAAAGGUCGAUUAUCUCAGUCCAUCUGGUGGGUACGUUCCAAUCGACCCCCAUUGCUUCGAGUUGGCGGACGACACAGACUGGGAGUGGUACCAGAACCCAUCGUUUUUGAAGCAAUUGGGUAACACACUAAAGCCUAGCGAGGUCAAACCAGAAGAUUACUCUGCCAUUUACUACGCAGGUGGACAUGGUACUAUCUGGGACUUCCCUGACAACAAGGAGUUGCAAGAAAUCAGUGCGAAAAUUUACGCCAAUGGCGGGGUUGUUUCGUCCGUGUGCCACGGUGCUCUGGGGCUAUUAGGUAUCAAGGAUCAAUCUGGCGAAUUACUGAUCAAAAACAAGAAGGUAACCGGCUUCAGCAACGAGGAGGAGCAUCUCGUAGGUCUGGACAAGAUUGUUCCUUUCCUCACGGAAACCGAGUUGUCUAAAAGGGGGGCCAACUAUGUCAAGGCUCCUGAGCCUUGGGCUGAGUUCGCUGUCGUUGAUGGCAGACUAGUAACGGGUCAGAACCCAGCCUCCGGUGCUGCAGUCGCAACAAAGGUGCUAGAGGUUUUGAAGCACUAG